This is a messenger RNA of Verruconis gallopava, 2183 nucleotides long. RefSeq names its product glutaredoxin. Gene Ontology annotation, molecular function: glutathione disulfide oxidoreductase activity. Bases 821 to 1849 code for a protein of 342 amino acids. Gene Ontology annotation, biological process: cellular response to oxidative stress. The transcript is spliced from 2 exons. The record is from RefSeq and is a predicted model, not a curated record. NCBI's taxonomy places the organism in Eukaryota, Fungi, Ascomycota, Dothideomycetes, Venturiales, Sympoventuriaceae. Gene Ontology annotation, cellular component: cytoplasm; cis-Golgi network; fungal-type vacuole.
CAGUACAGGUGCAAAUGGUGCGCAUGAGAGGACAGUUUCUCGAAAUGGUCAAUAUGAUGUUCACAAGGAUGCUGACAGAACAGACAUGAGGACUCCUUUUUCCCGCGUCCGACACACCGAACGCAUCAACGACACACGCGUCACAGCGGUCUCGAGGCGGGUUGAUCUCCAGACAGGCUACUGAAUCAAUCGCGGACAAGAUCAGGCUGCGUUGAACAGCAGCGUGCACGAACAAAAGGACGCGCUUUUCAAGCUAUCGAUCGCUCAAAGACGCGGGCAUUCCUCAAGGUUUUUGGCAGGCCCCCAAAAAGCCCAGUCAGAAAGGCUCCGCGCCUUGGACCAGCCGCGACGCCACGCCCCGUAUUGAUUGCCGAAAACGGGCUAACCGUGCCCUGAACCGGCAAGGUCGUAGUGGCCUCACGCGGCGGAGAACUCCACUCACGCACCCAAAAGGAGCUUCCGUGUGUAAGGUACCGUGUGGAGAUGAAAUCCCAUUUGCGAUCGGCCUUGCUCCUUUGGUGCUUUUCAUCGCUGAUAUCUUGAUUCGCACAUCCUUUACUCUUUCGUAGCAGCCUUCUUUUCGCCGGGCUUGUGUCCUUCUUUACUUUGCGGCUUUGGUUCUCGGCUAUCGUUUCGCCAUUCGCAAGCUUUUCGCUUAUUCAAUUGCGGGCGAUGUACUAGACUUUGUCUCUACCACUUCGAUCGGUCGCACCGCGCCGAGAUACGGGUCGCGCAUAGUUCUCCCUCCGUUUAUCUAUCUGGACAUUCCUUGCUUUCAUAGUCGCUCUCUGUGUGUGCAGGAGCGUGGAAUAGAACUUCCAUGAUGCCAUCCAAUCGCCGCCUGAAGGGCUUCUUCCUUCUGGCCGUUCUACUUAUCCUUCUCACACUCUACAUUACUGCCUCUGGCCGACAGACUCGGUCGUCAGAAUUCUAUACAUCGACUCAAGAUGCGUUGUCAGCUGCGAAGGCUGCAAAGCAAGCUAAACUUGCAGACAUGGAGCAUGCGCUUGGCGAGGAUAGCAUGGUCAGUCAUCGGCUAAAGGCUGCUGAAGAGGCUGCAAAACGGAAGGCCGACGAGAAAGCCGAGAUGUUUCAUGGCGAGGAAACGAAGCAGAAGGCCCUCAAGGUGAAGGAGCGCUUGGAGCAGGACGAAGACGUGGAAACCGCGUCCUCUAAGUCAUCGAAGUCAUCAAAGUCCGGCAAAUCCUCCAAGUCUAGCACCGGUGGAAGGAGAGACCCUGAAGAGGGAGAAAAGGCUGUUGCAGGGAGAAUAGUUAUGAAAGACCCCAAAGAGAGUGUGCUAAAAGCAAAUGAUGAGGAUGAUUUUGAGUCCAAAUCGGACAAGCACGUGGAGAAGGUUGAUAAAGAGGCGGAGAUCGAGAAUGAGGAUGAAUCAGACACACCUCAUGAAGAAACCGAGGACGAACGCAAGGCACAUGCCGAGCUAAACGACAUUCUCAAGAAAAGUCCAAUCAUCAUCUUCUCCAAAACCUAUUGUCCCUACUCACGCCGGGCAAAACAUAUCCUCCUGGAAAAGUACAAGAUCACGCCCUCGCCAUAUGUUGUAGAACUCGACAUCCAUCCAUUGGGCAAGCAGUUGCAGUCCUACCUCGGCGGCAUCACUGGUCGCAAGACCGUUCCUAACAUCCUGGUCAGGGCAAAAAGCAUAGGUGGUGGUGACGAUGUGCAGGAACUCGACGAGAAAGGCAAGCUAAAGGAUACAUUGAGAAGAAUGGGUGGCAAGCAAGUGCAGGUAGAGAUGGUGUUGAGUGAAGCGGAGAGGGACGCCAUGCGGAAAAGAGACGCGGAAGUCGCUGAAAAGAACAGGAGGCGGCACUUUUGGUCCUGAUCAAAUUGAAAACACCUUUUCGGCAUUUAUUUUCUGGAUACCCUUGGACCGGUUUGGGAUAGGGAUGCAUUAUUCUUGGCUCGAACUUGUGAGUCACAUGACAUGUGAAUUAUGUAUUAUGGUAAGAAGCACUGGAUAUACAUGUGUUGUGGUUAGCAACCUUGAAGGUAAAAUCCUCCCCAGAGGUUGUGGUUUUUGUCCACGAUUAGCUUAAUGGAGAUACUGUCGGGUUCAAAGCGCAAUGCGUACUUCACGCAGCUUGCUUUCGCUUUCUCUGUAUCUUCCAUAGUGAAUGUACUUGAUAAAAAGAAGUUUGUGUAGCCUUCAGCUGAAA